UUCUUUCUAUACGCUUGGGUGUCUACAAGUAUGUACCAUAUGUACGUGCAAAACGAUGGAGUCGCCCCUCCCUCCAAAUCCAUGUCGAGUCUGGCUGCUGGCUGGCGGGCUGGCGGGGUCGCAGCAAUCAUCUAGCGUGCCCUGCCUGCCAGAGGUCGUGGUCGACGGAAUGCAUGUCUCUGUUCCUUUUUUUCCCUUUCGACUGCCCUUUUUCUUUUUUUUCUCUUCCAUCUCCUUGUUGGUGUGUUGUGCUUCUACAGAUGCUUGAUCAUCCAUCAUUUCAAUCCACAGAUGCAUGCCUGCAUACAGCCAUCUCAUACAGAGAUAAGACGUGUAGGUAUUCGACGUCGCGUGGUACCUCGUCAUCUGUUCCUGGACGGGACUGGGGGGUUUCCACGAGCCAAGCCAACAACUUUACGCAGACCGCCAAUCUGCCGAGUCACUGACCCCUGUCACGCGCCAACCCUGGAUCCAUCCACCAUCUCAUACAUGUACAAUCCAUCCACACACACACGCAAACCACAUACGUUGCUGCGUGCAUGCCGCCACGCAUCCAAAACCGCGAGCGGUAAUUGCUCUGCUUCCUCGCGCUGCAUCCAGAUGCACCUCUCUCUAUCCGUCUCACCCCCAUGCCUCUUCCCAUGCCAGGCUCGAGUGCCUACAAAGCUCGCAUCCAAGCUGCCUUCGAUGGCGCCGACAAGCGGGUUAUGAUCAGCUUCUGGCUCUUCGGCCUCAUAAACAACGUCCUCUACGUCAUCAUCCUCUCUUCCGCUCUCGAUCUCGUCGGUCCCAACGUGCCAAAGGGCGUAGUUCUCCUCGCCGAUGUGAUACCCUCAUUUUUGACCAAGCUCUGCGCUCCCUACUUCAUCCACAAGAUCCCUUACAAUGUCCGAAUUCUCGUCUUCGUGGCCUUGUCAGCUUGUGGCAUGCUCAUCAUCGCUCUCACACCUCCACUGCUGGAUGCCACCUCCAUCGGAAUGAAAAUGUUUGGUGUUAUACUGGCAAGCUUUAGUAGUGGAGGGGGCGAGAUGAGCUUUCUGGGCUUGACACACUACUACGGGCAUUUUGCUCUUGCGAGUUGGGGUAGUGGAACAGGAGGAGCCGGUCUCGUGGGAGCUGGAGCAUAUGCCAUCUUCACUACAACUUUCCAGAUCAGUCCCCGCAACAGCUUGCUGGCCUUCUCCUUUCUUCCGGUAAUCAUGCUGAUUAGCUUCUUCAUGAUCCUCCCACAAGGCCCCUUGCUGGCAUCCACGGCCAAGUCGGGUGGGUACGAAGCAAUAGAUAAUGACGAGGAAAAUGAGGGCGACAAUCACGGUGUUUCUGUUGUUGAAGAAGACCUGGAUGUUCGCGUCGCAGAGAACGAAACUCUCCUGUCUUCAUCUCUGCAUUCUGCUUCAGGCCGCAGCUUCACAUCCACGAACGGCGGCCCUGUGAAGUCCUCAUUCCGCGGCUUCCAAGCCAACCUCAAGCGUGCACAAGGCCUCUUCUUCCCAUACAUGCUUCCUCUGCUUCUUGUCUAUAUUGCCGAAUACACAAUCAAUCAAGGCGUAGCACCAACGCUCCUCUUUCCACUCUCCUCCAGUCCCUUUGACGCCUACAGAAACUUCUACCCAACCUACAACGCCAUUUACCAAAUCGGCGUCUUCAUCUCACGCUCCUCCACCCCAUUCAUUCGCAUCCACCAUCUGUACCUCCCUUCCCUCCUCCAAGUCGCUAACCUCGCCUUCCUCACCCUCCACGCUCUCUUCGACUUCAUUCCUAGCUUCUACAUUGUCUGCAUCGUCGUCUUCUGGGAGGGUUUGCUGGGCGGCUUGGUAUACGUCAGUACGUUUGCGGAGAUCACCGAUAACGUGCCCAGAGAGGACCGGGAGUUCAGUUUGGGUGCGACUAGUGUCAGCGAUUCGGCCGGUAUCUGUAUAGCUGGGUUUCUGGGUAUGGCGUUUGAGGUUUGGCUGUGUAAUUGGCAGGUUGCUCAUGGGAGGGAGUAUUGUAAGAUGCGUUGA
This is a messenger RNA of Periconia digitata, 2003 nucleotides long. Lineage: Eukaryota; Fungi; Ascomycota; Dothideomycetes; Pleosporales; Periconiaceae. The record is from the annotation of a GenBank genome assembly.